Messenger RNA from Helobdella robusta, 324 nucleotides. RefSeq lists its product as hypothetical. The record is from RefSeq and is a predicted model, not a curated record. The coding region runs from base 1 to 324 and encodes 107 amino acids. The transcript is spliced from 3 exons. Lineage: Eukaryota; Metazoa; Annelida; Clitellata; Rhynchobdellida; Glossiphoniidae.
AUGCAAAACGAUUGGAAUAAGUGCAUCAGAAAGGAAAUAAAUGAUUUCAAAUGGCUUCCAUCAAAAAAUGCAAGAAUAUGCAGUGACCAUUUCUGUAAUAAAGAUUAUAAGGGUUAUGAUGGAGAAAGGAAGGUAAUGCUGAAGAAAGCAUUCCCAUGUUUUCAACAAUAUUCCGAAAUUAGUAAAUAUACGAUCGUAACUUUUGACUUGGGCGAUAAAAAAUCAUCCUCCAAUUUUCCUCCGAAAGUCUUUAUAGAGGCGUUGUACAAGUCACAAUAUUGUAGAGGCCUCGCACAAGUCACAAAAUUUCGAUUAUGGGUGUAA